Messenger RNA from Fusarium redolens, 3885 nucleotides. RefSeq names its product P-loop containing nucleoside triphosphate hydrolase protein. Lineage: Eukaryota; Fungi; Ascomycota; Sordariomycetes; Hypocreales; Nectriaceae. Bases 1 to 3714 code for a protein of 1237 amino acids. Gene Ontology annotation, cellular component: nuclear RNA-directed RNA polymerase complex. The transcript has 4 exons. The record is from RefSeq and is a predicted model, not a curated record. Gene Ontology annotation, biological process: regulatory ncRNA-mediated heterochromatin formation. Gene Ontology annotation, molecular function: helicase activity.
AUGGGGGACCAACACCAGGUCCUAAAUGACCCGUCUUCUUUGGAGAUCAUUACUCAGCAUGUCAAGCACAAGAAUGAUCUGCCAAAAACUGGGAGCGUCCCUUGGCACAUGGCUCCAGAGUUCCCUCACCCGAGCGAACUGAUGUCCAUCGAUCCAGCUCCCUUGCCCCAUCCACCAGCGGACAAGGAAAUAUCUGAACAUGAUGCCAAGAAUGCUUAUCUUGAAUUCCAUUAUCUCACCAAUCGUUUCGAGGGCACUGAGCUUCUUCGGCAAGCAAUUAACUGCUUCAGGAACAAGCCUACCAUGAUGGAGGGGGACAGAGACAAUUUCUACAUCUAUACACAAGUACACGUCCAAGGCUACUUGUUCGCCAGGUCCGGACCUGCCUGUCGCAUUUCCUUCUCGACAGAGCGCUCAUCCACCAAAGUUGAGUGGAGGCAGUCGAACCGGCUUACUGCUGGUACCCUUGUUGUGCUGUCUCCCCGCGGUGAUAACUUCAACACCCAAUGCUAUGUCGCAGUUGUUGCAGCACGAUACGUCGUGGGUGGUCUCGAACCCGAUCCUCAGGAUGGUGAAAAUGAGGACACUCCACCCCGGAUCGAGAUCUUCUGGUCCGACUGUAACACCGCUGUCUUUGAUCCUUCGGUCGAGAUGGUGAUGCUCGAAGCCAAAGGAGGUUAUUUUGAGACUGUUCGUCACGCAAUGGUUGGGCUGCAACAUGCUGCAAAGUUUGAUUCCAAGUUUGACAAAUACAUCAUUCAUGAGUCGAAUACGGAACACGUGGCCGCCUACCUAGCAGACACCCCAGGGCAAACUCCUCGUAUUCCUGGAAGAGCUGAUCACCUUGACCCUUCUCAAAGGGAAGCUUUCGAACGCAUGACCCACCAAGAGCUGGCUGUCGUCCAAGGUCCUCCUGGUACUGGCAAGACAUUCACAUCAGUUGUAGCCCUUGAAAGCUAUAUUCAAACUCUCAAAUCUCGAAAAAGCAGACACGAAAAUGUCCCGCCCAUUAUAGUUGCGGCUCAAACCAACCACGCUCUCGAUCAGCUUCUAGAUCGACUCUCAGUCUUUGGAGCCAUCAUUGUGCGCCUUGGUGGGCGUACAGAAGACGAUGCGAUAGAAGAACGUUCUUUGUACAAUCUCAGAAACAACUCAAAGCUCGCUCGAGGUGGUAACAGGGGUGAGAGCGCCAGAAAAAAAGUUCUCGGCAGAAUUGAGAAGUUACUGUCGGAAUGCUUCCCUGCAUUUCUAAUCCCAGCUGAAGAGUUCCUUCGAGAGGGACUCCUCUCGGAUGCCCAAUACGAGUCGUUGGACGAUGACGAGUGGGAAUCUGCUGCUUUGGUCAGUCGUGAUGAUGGAACCAAGAUCGACUCUCUCAUUGCACAGUGGCUCCAGGAUUCCGUCGAGCUAGACACCACUUAUGUUUAUCGCCCUCCUGAGAACCAGGCUGAAGAUCCUGCAAAGGAGGAGGCUAUCGAUGAAACGCAGCAGGAGAACCAGAAGGAGAGACUCUAUGGUGAGUUCUUUCCCAUGAAGUUCAAUGUCACCGGUACCCUUCCGGGCGCACUCUCGAAACAAGCCGCCUGGGCCCACCGAGCCCGGAAGUUGUUGAAACAGCAUCAAGAUCUGUAUAAGAUCAUGCCACAAUAUCGCGGCAGUGUCUAUCGCCUCCUACGAGAAGAACUUGUCCGCGCACGAGCUGAAAAGUUCCCUCAGCUUCUCAAAGAGUACCAGGAAGCCUGUGAUGAUGUCAAAGUCAGCCGAUGGGAGACCGACGCCAAGAUCAUCAAGGCUGAACAGAUUGAGAUCGUGGGUUGCACAACCACCGGACUGUCCAAGUAUCGCGGUCUGAUCGCAGCAUUGAAGCCCCGCAUAUUGAUGAUCGAGGAAGCGGCUGAAACUCGCGAAGCCAACAUUAGUUCCGCUCUCUAUCCCAGUCUUGACCAGGUCGUACUCGUCGGAGAUCACCAGCAACUGGUUCCAUCUGUAGAUGUUCGAGAACUCGGUUGCGCGCCCUACAACAUGCAUGUCUCUUUGUUUGAGCGCCUGGUCAAACUCAACUUGCCAUAUAGUAUGCUUCGAGUCCAGCGUCGUAUGGUCCCUGCGAUCCGCGAGGUGGUCAACGCGUUCUACCCCAGGCUCACCGAUCAUUCUUCUGUCUACGAGCCAGACAACCGACCUCCUAUACCAGGGAUGGGCGGGAAGAGUCUCUGGUGGUUUGAUCACGAGGAGCCAGAGAUGCAAAAUGCCAACGACUUUUCAUUUUCGAAUCCAGAUGAAGCAGACAUGAUAGUCGGCUUCGUGCGAUAUCUUGUUCAGAACGGCGUGGACCCAGAGCGAAUCACCGUGUUGACUUUCUACAAGGGGCAGGUCACCCUCAUCUCUGAGAAGCUUCGUCGAGAUCCAUUUCUGGAACUCAAGAAUCCCUUAAAGAAGUGGUCAGUAAGGACUGUCGAUGGCUUCCAGGGCGAAGAGAACGACAUUAUUCUGCUAUCGCUAGUCCGAAGCACCCGUCCAGGCUUUACUGGGAAUGAGAAUCGGGCAGUCGUGGCCACCAGCCGAGCGAGAUGCGGGAUGUAUAUCUUCGGCAACUCCGAAACUUUCGUGCGAGAAGAAAGGUCGGAGGCUUACAAUACAUGGAGAAAGGUGUUGGAUGUAUUUGAGGGACGCCAGAGUAUCGACACUUGCCUGCCAGUCACUUGCCAUAACCAUGGGCAACGAACAAAGAUAAAUGAUGCCAAUGGCUGGAAACACAUCCCUGGAGGAGGUUGCGACAAAAGUUGCGAGUACACGUGUGCAGAGGGCCAUUCAUGUAGCCUUACCUGUCACAAGUUCGACCAGAGCGAGGUCAAAUGCCUGGAGAAGUGCGAAAAGGUCUUGAAGUGUGGCCACAAGUGCGAAUCGCUUUGUUGGCAACCUUGUGAGUGCCCUCGACGAUGCGAUGAGCCUCCAAAAAUGAAGUUGGCCCUCAGAACCUCUGAAGUGCCUGCUCGAGCUCCCAAAGCACCUCGUGGACCACAGAACACUGGUUCUCGGGCCAGCAGGGGAGUUGCAGCCGGUCGAGGAGGCCGGAACUCGAUCAACAAAUCAGCAAGGCCUGACAAUCAGCCUCAGUUACGAAGCGAUAGAACGAUUUUGAGAGGACGCAGCCAGGGAACAUCUCCAACUCGCCGGUUCGACCCCCAGAAGCCCCCGACCUUUGAAGCUCCAAGUUCACCACACAUUGCGCAGGCUGGGCAACAUUACUUGGAGCCAACCAGUGAGCAAAUCAUGGAGGGAGGCUAUUAUGCGGAAACGAUUCAGCAAACCCAAACUGCGAAUAGUGUCGUAACGGCAACUACUCUCCUGGAGAGUCUCACGGAUGCCUCAAAGGAAAGCUCCCGUCGCAAGGAAUCGAGCCCUGAGAAAUGGAGCCCCGCAAAGGUGGCGAAAAAGGAUAAAGAGCUGCUGGAGGACGCGAAAGCGAAGAGACGCCGGAGUCCAUCGUCGAUCCACAUCAGCGAGACUUACCAACGAACAACGACAUCGGAGAACGGCAAGCGGCAGUAUGGAGAGAUAGUUCGGACACAUUGGUCAAUGAGGUAUCCACCUUGCAAAGUAGCCGACACCAGCGAGGAGAGGCCUGCUCAAUCGGGCACUGAGACUGGACUCGAGUUGUCUGUGGAUGACGAGGACAAAGAUGAUGAGGACGAAGAUCUGAUCAGCUUCGACUGAAGGACAGCAACCUGUCUGCAUAUUCUGCACGCCAGGUCGUACUCAUAUCAUGGUUACAGCACAUAUUAACCGUAUUUCCUUUGUACCAUCGCAGUCGGGAGAGUUGGGGUUCCGGGUGAUUGAAUGGGCCACUUGCGAUGGGAAUUGUAAAAUAGGUAGAUAUUGGUGUAG